This is a messenger RNA of Trypanosoma conorhini, 2529 nucleotides long. Its product is annotated as Vacuolar protein sorting protein. Gene Ontology annotation, cellular component: GARP complex. NCBI's taxonomy places the organism in Eukaryota, Euglenozoa, Kinetoplastea, Trypanosomatida, Trypanosomatidae. Bases 1 to 2529 code for a protein of 842 amino acids. The record is from RefSeq and is a predicted model, not a curated record. Gene Ontology annotation, biological process: endocytic recycling; retrograde transport, endosome to Golgi; Golgi to vacuole transport. The transcript has a single exon. Gene Ontology annotation, molecular function: syntaxin binding.
AUGGCGACGAUAUUUACGAAGGAGGAGUUGGAGGACUUGGCGUGCGUGGACCUCGACGACGACUUUCUGGAGCGGAGUGUGCGCAGUCAGACGUUUGACGCGGAGCUAAGCCGCCGGGUGGCCCAAUCGGCGUGUGCGGACUUUGUCCAGACUUUCCUUGGCGACGACGCGGUGCCCUCGCUGCACCUGCAUAUGCAGGAGUGCGACGGCGCCCUUGCCGGGAUUGAGCGCGUGCUGGAGCGCUUCAUUGUCAACCUGGAGUCGAUUCAGCACGACAUUGGCGACGUGCGUGAGCGGCUGAAGCGGAUUGGGCUCAGCCUCACCAACAGGAGGAAGGUGGAGCGGGCGGUGUGGGGUGUUGUGUCGCGCCUCAUCGUGCCCCCCGAGGUAGUGCGCAUUAUUGUCUACUGCAACGACGAGGAGCUCGGCCCGCAGUUAAAGCUUAGCCUGCAGCAGCUGCUGAUGUUCCUGCGCUACCGCAAGGAGGGAAGCUGCCGGGUUGAGUUGGGCGCCGCGACGCGGAUUUCCCUUGCCGCGUGCAAGAUGUACGCCGAGCAGACGGAGGUGCUUGACCGUCUCACUGUUCACGCUUGCGUGAAGACGAAGCGGUUUCUCUCCAGGAAGUUGGCGUACCUUAACGUGAAGAACACCAAUGUGUACAUUCAACAAGAGCAUGUCUUAAAGCCCUACGCGUUUUAUGUGCAUUUCCUUCGCUCCGCCGCCUCCCUCCUGCGUCGCCAGCAGGGAGGUGGCGAGGCCGACCGCGAAGCGACGGAGCUUCUGCCUUUUCGUAUAGCCAAGACUUUGUAUGAUGAGCUGCGUGGUGAGUAUUGUGCGAUCAUGUCGCAGUUGUACCUGGACCGCUUCCGGCACUAUGUCAUGGCGCUGAAUGCGACGGAGAAAUCCACGCAAACCGUGUACGCCGGCGCCGCGCAGGUCGCGUAUGUUCUGCCUUUGCUCAUUGAGUCGCAGGAGGCGACACCGGCGUCCACGUUUGCAUUGGGCGAACGGGCGGGCAUCCUGAACCAGGUGCUCGCCCCGCCCUUGGUGCCCCUGGUGGAGCGCGCAAAGCAGCGGUUGCACUUCUACGAAGAGACAUUUCGCUCGCUGAAUAUGCUGUUGUGCGACGCCGUGACACAUGAGUUUCUCUUCACAUUUACGUUCUUUGCUGGUGAGAUGCCCGUCUUUGUGGACGUCUUUAAACCCACCAUUCAGUUCCUUGUGGACUACGUGGCGGAGGUGCUGCUGGGCCAAAACGGUGGCUGCGUGCGACGUCUGAUGCGUGAUAACUUUCCACAGGCGUCCGUCAACCCGAAUUGCCGCUACGACUGCUACGGUCUGCUGCUGCUUGUUCGCCUCUGUCAUGACUUUCGCUCGCUGAUGAAGAAUGUACGGCGGCUCAGCUGCCUCGAAGGCUUCUACGACUCCCUGCUGCUACUCUUCUGGCCAGCGUUCCAGCGGACGUAUGAGCGACAGAUGCUUUCGCUGCGGUCGGCGGACGUCGUGAGCCUCUCGCGUGUUAUUUUGCGUUCGCCGGGUGGCCACGCUUGUGGGUGGGUGAAAUGUGUCCAUCCACUGAGCCAACACUAUGCGGGGUUUGUCCUCUCUCUCGUGACGAUUAGCGCCGGCUGCGGCUUCGAGGCGACCACUGACGACGACGACGACGACGGCGGCGGCGGACCAGCGCGCUCGUUUAGCUCGGUGGAUGGCGUGGGUGGGGCCGCCGCGAAGGCCCGCCCCGCGCAAGAGAUGAAUUUUUCCGAACUGCGGCGUCUCGCGUGGCGCGUCAUUGAGGCGGAGCGUGCGUCUGACGCGGCGGACAGCGCCUCCCGCUUUGCGGUGCUGACCGGAAAUCUCGCCUUUAUGCGGGUGGAGAUUCUGCGCCUGCUGCGGGAGAUGGGGCAACACGUGGCUGCGAGUGACCCGAAGCACCCGGAGACCCAUGAGGUGCGCAUUCUUGCCUUCCUACUGAACAACGUUCGCGCCAUCCUGCGUCCGUGGAGCGAGUUUCUUGCGGACAACAGCUCUCCCUCGCUGGAGGAGGACUAUCGAGUGCUGGGAGAACUCGAGCGGGUACACAAAAGUGGCUUUGUGGACGCGCUGCUGCGGAUGCACUUCCCGCUCCUCUACCAGGUCGCGCGGCAGGAGGAGGACUUCGCGGAGAAGCACCCGGAGAAGUUGUUGGAGGCCGCGGACGCCUUCACGCGGAAUUGGAAGCGUGAACUUGACGACGGCUGCGGGGCGGUGCGCGCGAUGAUUGCGGACCCUGUGCACGAGGGGGAGCUGCUGGCGCAAGUCUGCAUGGAGGUGCUGCUGUGCAACACGCGUCUGCACGGCUGCGUGUCGCGGGUGUUGAUGGCGGCAGCCGCCCCUUCCCCCGCCGCUGCCUCGGACGCGGAAGGCGUUAGCCGCCCCAUUCGCUCCUUUAUUGUAACAAACCAGCAGAUGCUGCAGCACAUGCGAACACUUGCAACGAUGCCGGAGGACGAGGAGGAAGUGGUGACGCGUACGACGGCCGGAGCGGGGUAG